CUCUAUUGCGUGAAGAUCCGCGUCUGCGCUAUUUUUCUAAAAUCCUUGGUCUGCACGUGUGUACAAACUUUGGUCGAUUGUGUUUACGUGAAAUCCUCGAAAGAUGUAAAUUGUAAACAAAAACACGUGCGAGUGGGAUGUCAAGUGCGUCUGAUUAGUUUUGGAGUUUUAAGCCAUAAGUCUUUCAGUUCAAUGAUGAGUGAUGUUAGAACUUUUAUAAAUCCCAUCCAAACAAACUGUGAAUAAACUGUAAGUGCCUUUGCGUUGUGUUAUCGUAACUGGAACGAAUCCAGACUUCCUUGGGCCUAAUUUAAAAGGCUAUUUUAGGUAUCGAGUAUGUCGCGCAAAUCUGCCACUAGAAAGUCUACAUCUCUGUGGGAGAAAUGUGAAGUUUGCCAGGCAGUUAUAUCUCAAAAGGAUCAUGCUACACAUCUAAAUGGAUCGUGCCCUCAGGCACCAGAAGCAUGGAAUCAUGCUUACAUUAUGGAUGGUGUUUUGUAUAGCACACUGGAACAGUUGCCAUCAGUUGAAUCGUUGAAAAAUUUGCCCUCUCAGGAACGUGAGAAAUUAGUACUUCUGUCACAGUCUGCUCUUCAGAUUUGUGGUAUGGUGAUUGGUGAUCCAGUAAUUAUCAGUUCAAAAGGGAAUUCUGCUGUGAAAAUUGCCUGGCCUACUUCAGAAAAGUCUGUAACAUCAGUUUUAAUGAUAAAAGAAGGGUUGGAAAUAUUUAGAGGACAAUUUGGUGAUCAAAUUUGUGUAAGGAAGUUGAAUGUGAAACCACUGCCUGCCCAAGAAGUUAGGCUCAAGCCACUGACUCACAUAGAAACUUCUUCAGACCUUUCACUACUGAUUCAUCACCAAUAUAAUAGCAGCAUAAUUUCUGUACGAAACAGGCUAAGAAUUUUACACUAUGGCAGACCUCUGACAUUUGAAGUGACUGACAUUAAACCAUAUAAAAUGUGUGAUGUAAACAUUGAAGAGGUAGCAGACGAUAUUUCUAGGCUGAAAAUUGAAGAAUCGGAAACCUUUUCUGAGUCAUGCCAAGCAAAGAAAAGUGUGGAAGUUAUGAAUGACAUUGAAGUUUAUUCAGUGAUCAGCAGCACUUCAUGGGUUCUUCAGCGGACAAGUGCAUUGCCAGCUGAUGACAAACAGGAUAUUACUGUGGACAAUGUAGGAGGCAUGGUGGACAUUGUAAAUGAGAUUACAGAGCUAAUGAAUCUAGCAUUCGGGGAUGUUAAGCCAUUUGCAGGUUUGCGACCUACACGAGGAGUUUUGCUGCACGGUCCACCAGGUGCAGGAAAAUCAUUUAUAGCAAGAGCAAUUGCAAAUUCCAGUGGUGCAUCUGUUACUUACUUACACAGCUCUGAGCUGACAUCAGAUGCCAAAGCUAAGCUGUCGGCUCUUUCAUCUGCCCAAGGACAACAUGUUGCUAUAAUUGAUGAUGUGGAUGUUACUUGCCGUAAGCGGGGACCUGGAUCCGUGUCACUGUGCUUGUUGCUUGACAGCCUGCACUCUGCUGCAAGUAGAGUCAUCGUACUGGCUACCACUCGACACCCCGAUGAUCUUGAUCCCACACUUCGUCGCCCAGGGAGGUUGGAACGUGAGAUUGAAGUAGGAGUGCCAAACCCAGCUGCACGUUUGGAUAUCCUGGGUCGCCUGCUACCAGAUGUCACCCAUGACGUGCUGAGUGAUGCAGCAGCAGCUGCCCAUGGGUUUGUGCCAGCCGACCUGGCAUCUCUAGCAUCACAUGCAGUGCUGUCAGCUGCUCGUCGCGGUGCUUCACAGCCAGUGAAAGAUGAUAUUGCUGCUGCCUUCUUGCAAGUUCGUCCGAGUGCACUACGCGAGGUCCUUGUUCAAGUGCCAAAUGUGCAGUGGAGUGACAUUGGUGGCCAACAUGAUUUGAAACUCAAGCUUCGCCAAGCAGUGGAGUGGCCACUGCGUCAUCCUCAAGCCUUUUCACGUCUUGGUAUCUCACCACCACGUGGUGUGCUGAUGUUUGGACCACCUGGGUGUUCAAAGACUAUGAUUGCUAAAGCACUUGCAACAGAGAGCAAGUUAAAUUUCAUCUCAAUAAAGGGACCAGAGCUGUUUAGCAAGUGGGUAGGAGAAUCUGAACGAGCAGUUCGUGAAGUCUUCCGCAGAGCACGACUAGUAGCGCCUGCGAUUGUGUUUUUUGAUGAGUUGGAUGCCUUGGGUGGUGUGAGAGGAGAUGGUGGCGGCAGCAACAAUGUACAGGAACGUGUUCUCGCACAACUGUUAACUGAGAUGGAUGGUGUAACUCCUCUGGGCAAUGUGACAGUUGUUGGUGCUACAAAUCGCCCUGACAGGAUUGACAAGGCUCUCUUGCGUCCUGGACGUCUCGAUCGUAUUAUUUAUGUUCCACUGCCUGAUGCUGACACUCGGCGUGAGAUAUUCAUGCUUCAACUUGGACGUCGAACACCAGUUGCCUCCGAUGUAAAUGUUGAAGAACUUGUUCAAAGCACUGAAGGAUAUUCUGGAGCUGAGGUUCUUGCAGUGUGCCAUGAGGCAGCACUUAAAGCUCUAGAAGAUGAUUUGGAAACAGAUGUCGUUGCACAUAAACAUUUCCAGGCGGCUCUUCAGAUAGUCACACCUAGAACUCCUCCGUCGCUCUUGAAGCUCUAUGAAACAUAUCUACAAAGUUGAUUGAAUGAGAGGUUUGGAGAAACUACUGCAUACAGUCAGAGACUUGGUAAAUGAUGCAAGAUAUGUGAAGGAAGAUAAACAUUGAAUCAAACAGAGGAUUAAGAAACAACAAUUUUGAGUGAAAGAUAUUGUUUGUUAUAUUUUGUGCAUUGCAGUUAGUGGGUUAUAUUUCUUCUCAAGAUUCUAAUCAUUUAAAUUUGUUUAGGAGUUUGAAGAAGCAUCAAAGUCAGCAUAACACAUCUAUUAAAUUUUUGAAGAAAAAAAGAAAAUGUUGAUUGUGCAUAAGAUUGUAAAAUAAAAAUAAAGAUAUUUUAAUGUUAUUA
Messenger RNA from Schistocerca americana (American grasshopper), 2987 nucleotides. Its product is annotated as ATPase family protein 2 homolog. Lineage: Eukaryota; Metazoa; Arthropoda; Insecta; Orthoptera; Acrididae. Gene Ontology annotation, molecular function: ATP hydrolysis activity; ATP binding. The transcript is spliced from 11 exons. Gene Ontology annotation, cellular component: cytoplasm. The record is from RefSeq and is a predicted model, not a curated record. The coding region runs from base 337 to 2664 and encodes 775 amino acids.